This is a messenger RNA of Zingiber officinale, 6772 nucleotides long. Its product is annotated as homeobox-leucine zipper protein ATHB-15-like. Gene Ontology annotation, molecular function: lipid binding; DNA-binding transcription factor activity; DNA binding. Bases 947 to 3370 code for a protein of 807 amino acids. The record is from RefSeq and is a predicted model, not a curated record. The transcript is spliced from 24 exons. NCBI's taxonomy places the organism in Eukaryota, Viridiplantae, Streptophyta, Magnoliopsida, Zingiberales, Zingiberaceae.
ACACCACAUGAUAUGCGAAUUUAUUUGAUCAUUUUGCAAUUGUUUGCUUAGAUUUAGCAAACUUACGAGGUUUGAUUUCUCUCCUAUAUAAACAAUUCUCUUUCUGCUACUCGCUUGAUACUGCAGUGUUCAAGCUCGAAGGAGAAGAGGGAGUAGCAGUCGGAACUCGGAAGUUUGUUUUAAUCUGGCAGGGCAAAUCGCCAUUGCAGGGAUUUCGAGGAACAGAGGUCGGAUUCGGAGGAAAGCUCGCAUCUUUUCCUUCUUUUGCUAGAGUUCGACGCCAUUGGUUGGUUCACACUUUGUCAGAUACCCUAGGGGGGGUGUCGCAGAGACUGGGAACUGCGCCCCGCCGAUAAGUCGUAAAGAAGACGUCCCUGCUUUGUCGUACGACCGCUGUGACGACUGUUGCUCCGGGUGCGAAGGAGGAGAUCGAGAUCACGGGUACGAAUCGUUGCCAGGGGUCGGUCCUUUUCUAUUUCUUAUAUUUAUUUCGUCGAAUUGCUGGGAAAGAUUUGUUUUUUCGGCGCCGAUCCGAGGAAAGCUGGUGGAUGUUGGGGCGGCAUCUGGCGUCCGGCCUUUAAUCGAACUCCGGAUGCCGAGGAAUUGCUUCUUCUGGCUUUCUUGUCACAGAGAUAUCGAGGAAUUCAGAGAGUGGCGAUUCUUCCUGUCAGAAGUGAAAGGGAAAGAAAAUUUUCUCAGAAGCUUUAAAGACGUUUAUUAAAGGCUUCAAUAGUUUGAGGGGAUCUCUAAUCUCGAAAAGGCCACCUCUUUCUUGUGCUUGCUGUUGUCGUGGUAUAUGAGGAAAGGCCACCGGUAUUGGAGACUUGACACGGUUUUGGCUUAAAUUUCGCAGCCUUUCGCUUGUUUUUGUCCAAGGGUUGAUGAAUGAGAUGAAAGAAUUCUCCUUUUUGUUGCGAAUGCUGUGACUUCUCGAAACGAAGGGAAUAUGGCGACUGAUCAGGGAAAAUAUGUCCGGUACACACCGGAGCAAGUCGAAGCCCUCGAGAGAGUCUACCGUGAGUGCCCCAAACCGAGCUCAUUGAGGAGGCAGCAGCUCAUCAGGGAAUGUCCCAUCCUCUCCAACAUCGAGCCGAAGCAGAUUAAAGUUUGGUUUCAGAAUAGGAGGUGCCGAGAGAAACAGCGAAAGGAAUCGUCACAGCUUCAGACCGUGAACAGGAAGCUGAUGUCGAUGAAUAAGCUUUUGUUGGAGGAAAAUACUCGACUGCAGAAGCAGGUCACGCAGUUGGUCUAUGAUAAUAGUUACUUACGUCAACGAACCCAAAAUGUUGCAUUAGCGACAAUGCACACAUAUUGUGAGUCGGUUGUGACGAAUUUUCACCACCAUUUGAUAUCUCAGCAUAAACCAAGAGAUUCUACCCCUGUUGGAUUAAUGUCCAUUGCAGAGGAGACUUUAACAGAGUUUCUGUCGAAGGCUACUGGAACUACUUUCGAGUGGAUUCAAAUGCCCGGGAUGAAGCCUGGUCCGGAUUCUGUUGGAACCAUUGCUAUCUCACAUGGUUGCACUGGCGUCGUCGCUGCGCGGGCUUGUGCCUUUGUUGGUCUAGAAACCACAAAGGUUGCAGAAAUCUUGAAAGAUCGACUAUCAUGGUGUCGUGACUGUCGAUCUUUGGAGGCAAACAAUGUGAUGCUGACUGCAAAUAAUGAAACCAUUGAGGUGCUGUACAUGCAGGUCUAUGCUCCAACGACUCUGGCACCUGCUCAGGACUUCUGGCUGCUAAGAUAUACAAAAAUUCUUGAAGACAACAGUCUUGUGGUCUGUCAAAGAUCAGUCAAUAGCAUGCAAGGUGCCCCAAGCAUGCCCCCCAUGGAACAUUUUGUAAGGGCAGAAAUGUUGCCUAGUGGUUAUUUGAUAAGACCAUGUGACGAUGGUGACUCUAUGAUUUAUAUCAUUGAUCAUUUUGAUUUUCAGUCUAGUAGUAUGCCAGAAGUUAUAAGACCCCUAUAUGAAUCAUCAACAAGACUUGCUCAGAAUACAACAAUAACAGCUCUACAUCAUUUAAGACAGAUUUCCUAUGAAAGUUCGUAUCCUACUACCUUUACCCCAUGGGGCAGGCAACCUGCAGCUCUAAGAGCACUUAGUCACAGGCUGAGUAGGGGUUUCAAUGAAGCUGUGAAUGGGUUUCCAGAUGAUGGAUGGUCUAUAAUCCCUAACGAUGUUGUGGAUGAUGUCACUGUUCUAGUAAAUUCAUCUCCUAGGAAAAUGAUGACUUUAAAUCUUGGUAAUACUGAUGGAUCAUCCUCAUCAAGCAGUUCUGUUCUCUGUGCAACAGCAUCUAUCCUUUUACAGAAUAUAUCUCCACCUGUUCUCCUAUCAUAUUUACGAGAGCAUCGAUCAGAGUGGGCAGAUAGUGACAUAGAUGCCUAUUCUGCUGCUGCAGUGAAGGCUGCCCCAAGGACUUCAGCUGCAUCUGACUGUGGAAGCUCUGUUGGUCCAGUGAUAUUAACUCCGGUUCCCACUCUAUGCCAUGAAGAAUACUUGGAAGUGGUUAAGUUGGAAGGUAUUUGCUAUCAACAGGAAACUCUUUUUCCAUCACAGCUAUACCUCCUGCAGCUUUGCAAUGGAUUGAAUAAGAAUUCCACUGGCACCUGCUCUGAGCUAAUAUUUGCCCCAGUAGAUGCAUCUUGUGCUGAUGAUGCUCCACUGUUGCCGUCAGGUUUUCGUGUUAUUUCUCUAGACUCUGAUAUGGACACGAGUACUCCUAAUCGAACCUUGGACCUUGCUUCUGCAAUUGGAGUUGAAUCGAUGGGAAUUCAAGCAUCCGAUGAAUAUUCUCAUAAUUGUGGCAGCGGCAAGUCUGUCAUGACUAUAGCAUUCCAAUUUGCUUUUGAGAACCACCACAUAGAGAGAGUGGUAUCCAUGGCUAAGCAAUACAUUCACAACAUCAAAGCUUCUGUUAAAAAACUAGCAUUAAUUCUUUCACCGUCACAUCUCGGGUCUCAUGAUAACCUUUGCAUGCCACACGGAAGCACGGAAGGCGACACACUUGCUCGGUGCAUUUCUGAAAGCUACAGGGUUUAUUCAGGAUCAGAAUUGCUUGAAUCUUCCACUGAUGGCAGUGAUUCACUUCUAAAGAUGCUUUGGCACCACUCAAAUGCAAUUCUGUGCUGUACUACGACGGCCAUUCCAGUUCUUACCUUUGCCAACAAAGCUGGUCUCGAGAUGCUCCAGACAACACUGGUGGACUUGCAGAACACAACUCUUGAAAGUAUCUUCAUGGAGGAAGGAAGGAAGGCUAUCUGCAGAGAGUUUCCUCAUACCAUUCAACAGGCAGUGGACUGGGUUUUGUUUGCCUUCAAGGUGGUUUAUGCGUUUCAAGCAAUGGCAGAUCUAUUUCCUAUGAGAAAGUAAUUGCUUGGAAAGUGUUGGAUGAGGGAGGCAAUGCUCAAUGCAUCUGCUUUAUGUUUGUUAACUGGUGUCACAUUGUUUGAAGAAUUUCCAAAGGGAGAGAUGUCAGUAAGCAUGGCUUUCUGAGAUGUUCAUAUAAACUGCAUUAUAUUCUUUGCCUAAUUACCGAGUUAUUAUAGUGUUUGUGUAUCAGAAAACAUGGAUGGAAAGUUAACAAAAUAGAUUAAGUUAUACGAGAAAUGAGAAAUGUCUCUGUUUGAUUGUAUAUUUGCCAUAGCUGUAUUCUUUUGAAGGUAGAGAAGAGUUUCAUUUUGUUUAGAUUUUCAUUUUCCAAGUUGCAGUGGAUAUUGUGUGCUAAGUUUAGAAUGUGUUGGAAGUAAUUGAAUUUAGAGUGGAUUGAUAACUUAAUAAAUUUAUGAGUGAAGUUUUAAAAUAUCUAAAUAUUUAUUUUAUCAUUAAUUAGUAUCUAAAUUGUUAGAGGCAUUUUGAUAUUUAAUUAGAUUUUAGGGAGGGGUUGUAAAUUCUAUAGACUAUUAGGGUUUAUUUUGAAAAUUAUCCAAACUUUUUUACGCACCCUAAAAUAAAUUCCUGUUGUUACGGAUUUCAUAACGGGUGUUAUGGACCUUGUUACCGUUUUAAUGGAAGUGUUACCCUUCGCCUCUCUGUAUUUAUGUGACGACUCGCGAUGAAGACGCAGCACAGCGAGGAGCAGCAGGAGUGAGAGAGAAAGGGCAGAUCCGCAGAGGGGAGAGAUGGAGGAAGCGACGCUGGAUCUGACCUCCGGCACGAGCGGGAGGAUCAUCCCGGUCAUCCGGAAGAUACGGCAGUCGGUACCGUCUCCGGAUACCCUUUUCCGCGCCCUCUUCCUCCUCCACUCCCUCUCCGUCUGGUUCCUCCUCCUCAUCAGAAGCUGGAGCCCGGUCACGAACGCCACAUCUUCCUUUUUCACUGACACCAACGGCGGAGGGCCGGAGGUGGCCGGCGGCCGUGGAAGAGGAGGAUGCGAGGCGGCCGCGGGCUCUCGCCCAUCGAGGACGUGGGAUCCUCGUCCUAGGAAGGGGACGACGAUCUGACCUGCUGACGGGAAACAUUUGUGUUCGUGGGCCUGCGGGGGAACUCACUCUUCUGCAGAUCAUGGCUACCUGCUUCCGGCGAUUUGAGGACAUGGCUGUAGUGAUUGAUUUCUUGUGGAGGACACUAUCAAGUUUCUGAAGAAAAUCAAACAUGAACAUAAUAUGUGUUCCAUCAUUCCAUGUUCCUUCUUUGGUCAUUCGACUGGCGGAGCUAUAGUUUUAAAGUUUCAAUUCAAAGGAGCUAGCAAACCAGGCAUGGUUGUGUGAAGGGACCCGGCCGCUUUGUUCGCUGUUGGCCAAAUUCUCAGACCCGGUAGUCUAACUGUUGGAACUGGUGUCGUCGCUAGAGGGGAUGAAUAACAAUUUGCGGAUUCAUUGAUUGUAGUUCAAUGUGCUUAUUUAUAGAGUUAUACGCAACAGAUAAUAUAAAUAACAAAUACAUAAUAGAACAAGCAUAAGAGAUAAACUAUUUUGCAUGGUUCAAAACCCUUAAUUUCUAUUCCACGGUCUACCGUCCUAGUAAUAACACCAUCUCUCCUUGUUGAAUACCUUCUAGCGGCCGAGAAACCUCUUACAGCUCUCUAUUCUUUACCAGCAACAUGAAUAAGAAAACAAGAAUAAAAUUGAAAAAUAUAAUAUAAUAUAAAUAAUAAUUUACACAAAUGAAUCUUCUUUGUAGUUAUUUUUAAUUGUCUCUUGAAGGUAUGCAAAUACAAUAACACUCUCCUUCCAAACUCCCAAGAAUUAUUGUCAAAAUCUUCCAUUUAUAUAACCUUCAGGUUACAAUUGAUUUUCACCCUAAUAAUUGACUGAUAGCGCCCAUUAGUUAAUUGCUCCACUGAGUUUCAAUAUUGCACUGACAAAAUGACUCUUCCUAACUCAGUUUUAUCCACAUCUGUCAACUGUUCCUGACCAUAACUCGACUGAUACCUAAACAAUGACUCACAUAGUUGAAUUGAGAAUUUUUUGUUCUCUCUGAAAUGUCCAAGCAAUCGACUGAUCAUACUCAUAGUUGACUGAUGGUGAUUAGUUGACUUGGCCAAUCGAUAUUAGAACAUUUCAUUCAUUGUGAUAGUGACAACAAUCGACUACUGCAAACUAUCAAUUGAUUAAUCGUCAUUAAUCGAGUUCUAAACAUUUUAUUUACUGCAAUAAUAUCAUCAGUCGAUUAAUCAAAUUCAUCAAUCGACUAAUGUGUAAUAAACCCCCUUAAACACCCUCAAAUCUUAAAUUCUGGGUUUAGGAGUUCGUCAGUUGAUUGCUACUACACAGCAGUCGUUUUGAUACCUUUGUUUCAACCUUACCAAAAUUGAAUUCUCGCCUUACUUGGUAUAUGGUUGACUUCAACCUAUCAAAACUUCUUUUGUUUAGCAUUCAAUCAGCUUUGACAUGUCGGGACUUCAUUGUUAGCUAUUAUCUAGUCAACCUUGACUUGCUAUGACUUCAUAAUUGCUUAGCAUUCUAUCAUCAACCUUAAUCUACCGGGUGAUAACCCGUGGAUCGUAGCACGAUAUCAAACACAAUUAAUUUAUCGAACACCUCUACACUAAUGUAGAAUAGAGAUGACUCGGGUCGUCUCUCACAAUGAAUGUUAUUGCUUUUCGAUUUUGAUGUUUUGAAUGGGCGUUUGGAUUUUGAAUUUUAAGACUACAAAAUGAAAUAAUAAUGCAUAUAAUGAAAUCUAAUCUUAAUAAAUGAAUGACAAUACAAGUAAAGGAAAUCUAGUCUAACCUAAACUAUAAUUGCAAAGCAUCAAAGACAACAUGAAGAAAGUUAAACAUUUAAUGAUCUUAAAACAUUCAACAAAAACAUAAUCUAAUAAACUCUACUUGCAUCCAACUUAAUGACAAGAAUAAAUAUCAACAAAACAAGCAUUACACGAAAUUUAAACUAACCUAAUUGCAACGAAUAAAAGAACACAAGUGGUUAAGGAAAUUUAUCGAACACUUAAUAAGCUUGAAUCAAAUUAAACUAAGUAUGUGCAAUCUUAACAUGGGAGUUAAAUUUGAUACAAGUAUUCAACACACAAUUAACAAUCUAAGGUAAGAAACAACCCAACACAUCGAAGACUUAAACCCAACUUGCGAACAAAUCUUCUCCCUCAAUCAAAAUGGAUGACGGUGGUUGCGGAUGUUUCUUUAGAAGCAGGUUGAUCAGCGCACAGAUGAAGAAGGACCUCUUUUCUUCUAACUCGAAGUGGAAGAUAAUCAGAUUUGUGAUGUGCAUAGGUUAUAUAUGUUUGUAGACAUUAUUUGGCGUACAUCUACUUGUAUUUCAUUAAUAUAAUCUAUGUUUAUUGCACCAUAUUUUAUUAUUAAUCGCACUUCCAUUC